GGUCACGAUGAGAAGCAGUUUUAGUGUAAAAUCGCAUUCGAAACGAUUUGCACAAAAACAAACAUGAGUGUCUUGACCGAAUUUUUCAUCGCCUUAGUCGCCCUUAUUUUACUUCCUUUCUACUUUUACUACACAAAAAUACGGCGAAUUGAAAACUUCUUCAAGCAUUUUCCCUCUCCUGCCGGAGUGCCAAUUUUGGGGGUUGCUCCGGAGUUUAAAACCACGUCAUCCGUUUUGGAUAAUUUUCACAAAUAUGCAAAAGCACACGGGACAAUGGUCCAUUUAAAGUUUGGUCCUUUUAAACACGCGUUGCUGUGCACUGAUACCAAGUUUCUUGAAUUUUUGCUUAGUAGCAACAAGUUAUUGAAGAAGUCUGUUAAUCUGAGGUUUUUGGAGCCGUGGAUUGGCACCGGUUUAGUGACCGCAGACGGGGGACCAAAGUGGAAAACACACAGAAAACUCAUAACGCCAGCUUUUCAUUUUAAGAUUCUUGAGCAAUUUGUCGAUAUUUUUGAGUCUGGAGGUGACAUUUUGGUGAAGAAAUUGUCUGAAGUUAGUGGUAGUAAAAGUUGCGACAUUUACCCCUACAUUACAAAGUGUACUUUAGAUAUAAUCUGUGAAACUGCAAUGGGCACGAAAGUGGAUGUUCAAAACACUGAAAACUCUGCGUAUUUUGAGAGUAUUAAAGAAAUGUGCAGGAUUUUUACUGUUCGUACUGUGGGAGCAUUUUUGAGCAAUGACUUCAUUUUUCGUUUUUCGAAAGAUUACAAAAUACAAACUAAAGCCGUUAAAGUUCUCCACAAUCAUUCAAAUGAGGUUAUUGUAAACAAACGGAAAGAACUCAAAGAAAAAAAUAAUGAAAACACUAGUGAUAUUGAUGAGUUGGGGCGAAAAAAGAAGAAAGUGUUUUUGGACCUAAUUCUGAGUGCUACUACUGAUGGGCAAAGUCUUUCACCAGAAGAGAUCCGUGAGGAAGUGGAUACUUUCAUGUUUGGUGGUCAUGAUACUACAGGAACAGCUACAAGUUUUAUACUUUACUGUAUUGCAAAUAAUAAAGAAGCUCAGGAGAAAAUUCUAGAGGAACAAAAGCAACUCUUUGGUGACGAGAGAAGCCCAAAAGUGACUUACUCCACUUUGCAAGAGAUGAAAUACUUGGAAAAUGCUAUAAAAGAAGGUUUGCGUUUAUAUUCCCCUGUGCCAAUUUAUGGCCGACUCAUCGAUCAAGACACUGAAUACAACGGUACAAUGAUCCCGAAAGGCGUUGGUGUCAUAAUUUUUGCACACGGAAUUCACAUGAACCCAAAAUACUAUCCAAACCCCGAAAAAUUCGACCCAAGUAGGUUUGAAAACACUACCGGCAAGGACCCUUUCACUUUUAUCCCCUUUAGUGCAGGUCCGAGGAACUGCAUUGGUCAAAAAUAUGCCAUGCUGGAAAUCAAAAGUUUAGUUUCCAAAGUUGUGAGAAAUUUCGAACUGUUUCCAGCUUCGCCCACACACGAAAUGCACCUUGCUCCAGAAACGGUGCUCAAGUCUCUAAAUGGGGUUAAAAUUGGUUUAAAAAUGCGAUAAGUGGUUCCAAAACCGUAAUUUUGGAUAUUGCGUAUUAUAUUGUUUUUAAACAUCAUCAAUAAAGAUUGUGAUUUCAAAAA
Molecule: messenger RNA, 1649 nt
Organism: Tribolium castaneum (red flour beetle)
Lineage: Eukaryota; Metazoa; Arthropoda; Insecta; Coleoptera; Tenebrionidae
Product: cytochrome P450 4c3-like
Exons: 8
Coding region: 64-1569 (501 amino acids)
Molecular function (GO): heme binding; oxidoreductase activity, acting on paired donors, with incorporation or reduction of molecular oxygen; iron ion binding
Source: RefSeq, a predicted model, not a curated record